CUUUUUUCAGAUCUCGGGAUGACACAGUCUGCGAAGCGCUGCGAUCUGUCAGUCGAAACAUUCGAAACUCUAGGAAAAAUUCAUGCAAACCUUCAUUAUCUCUGUGACAAGAAAGCUACCAAAGCCGAUAAGUCCACUCGUCGUUGUCAUGCUCAUAUGCACACCCGUGAAGGGACUGGCAUUGAUCUCGAAGUCACGUGUGACCUUGAGGAAAACUUUGCCUGGGUGCCACCGCUUGCUGCCGAGCCUGCACAUUUAGACGACAGCUUAGCUGGUCUGGAAAGUAUCUUACCUGAUAAUGUGGCCAUUGAAUUUGCUGCCUUCGAGAAGCGAGCAAGUGAGGAAGAAUUCGAAAGUGUCGAUGGAAAGGAAGUGUUAGAAGGGCGUGCCUUUGAUUUCAAGGAGUUACUGACCUUGCAUGAUGGGCGCCGUUUGCAUGCAUGA
Molecule: messenger RNA, 444 nt
Organism: Suillus fuscotomentosus
Lineage: Eukaryota; Fungi; Basidiomycota; Agaricomycetes; Boletales; Suillaceae
Exons: 1
Source: RefSeq, a predicted model, not a curated record